Messenger RNA from Talaromyces proteolyticus, 1625 nucleotides. Its product is annotated as putative oxidoreductase. The coding region runs from base 470 to 1513 and encodes 347 amino acids. Gene Ontology annotation, molecular function: nitronate monooxygenase activity. The record is from RefSeq and is a predicted model, not a curated record. The transcript has a single exon. NCBI's taxonomy places the organism in Eukaryota, Fungi, Ascomycota, Eurotiomycetes, Eurotiales, Trichocomaceae.
CCGGCGACAUGGCCGCGCGGUUAUGAGUCUGCAUUGUAGGAAAUUGGGGCAAAUACGUGGGUACGAGUCCCGCUCUUGUUAUUUGUGUUUUUCUGCCCAUAUACACAACAUUUAGUGAAUGAAUAUCUCGGCCAGUCAGUGGUCGUUAAUAUCUAUUCUAUGAUACUUAAAAAUGCCUCGGUCCUCUGACCUCGGCUGCCGGCCCUAAUUUGAGGGGAAGACAGCUUCUCCGCAUCCCCCGUCCACUACUAGUAACCACAUCAAGCCUCUGUGUCUCUUUAAUAAUUAGUAGUGGUAUUAUGCUUGCUCUUCCUUCUAAUUGGACUCUUAUUCUACUUUCAAUGUUGCCAUCACUAUACCACAACGAGUCUACAUAUAACGACCCUUUUUCUUCCCAACAACACAUUACAGAUUCAUCCCGCACCUUAUAUAACUAUAGAAACCACAGUACAACAUUGAAAUAUCAAACAUGUCUUUAGAGACGCCACUCUCCAAGCUUCUAAACAUCCAGCAUCCCAUCCUUCUGGCCGGCAUGGCCAGGGCCUCUGGAGCCGCUCUCGCAGCAGCAGUCUCCAACGCCGGUGGUCUAGGGUGCAUUGGCGGACUCGGAUACACACCCGCACAACUAGACGAGAUGCUCACCGAGCUCAAAUCCCUACUGCGACACCCCAGCCUCCCAUUCGGCGUGGACCUUGCCCUCCCGCAGGUCGGCGGCGGUGCGCGCGCAACCAACCACGACUACACCCACGGCCAUCUCGACGAACUGAUUGAAAUCACCAUCCGCCACGGCGCAAAGCUGUUUAUCUCAGCGGUGGGUGUCCCCCCGGAGCACACCAUCAAGCGUCUUCAUGAGGCCGGCAUCCUGGUUAUGAAUAUGGUUGGCGCCCCCAAGCAUGCCGAGAAAGCGCUGAAGCGUGGCGUGGAUAUUGUUUGUGCCCAAGGUGGUGAGGGCGGCGGCCAUACUGGUGAUGUGCCGUUCUCUGUGCUGGUUCCUGCUGUCGUGGAUGUGGUGCAAAAGUACAAGAGCCCGCUGACAGGCCAGACGCCUUUGGUGGUUGCGGCUGGUGGCGUGAAUGAUGGCCGGAGUCUGGCUGCUUCGUUGAUGCUCGGUGCAUCCGGGGUAUGGGUUGGGACGCGGUUCGUUGCAACGACAGAGAGCGGGGCGAGUCAGUUACACAAGGAAGCUGUGGUUUCUGCCGGGUUUGGAGAGACGAUUCGCACGCUUGUUAUUUCUGGGCGGCCGCUUCGGGUGCUUCCCAACGACUAUAUCAAGCAAUGGGAGAAGCGGCCAGAGGAGAUUCUGAGCUUGACAGAAAAGGGCGUUGUCCCGAUGAUGGAUGAUAUUGAAAAGGAUAGAGAAGAUGUCGAUUUCCCAUUCCUUAUGGGUAGUGUUUCUGCUGUUGUGAAAAAAAUCCAGCCCGCCGGGGAAGUUGUGGAGGAGAUGGUUAGGGAUGCUGUCCAGGCCUUGCAGCGAGGUCAGACGUUCGUCAAAGUAGGGUCGAGUAAAUUAUGAUCAUUCGAUGUAGAUUGAUUGGCCGUUUAUCUAUGACUCACUCUGAUUUAUUUCUGAAAAUACCUGUAUCUAAGUACAUAAAUGGAUAUAUCACUUCGACCCACUUCAAGAG